AAUUGUUUUCUCAUUAGUCAUCUUCCCUCAGCCUCGGAUCUUACAUGUACACGUUUCUCUCUCCUCUCUAAACUCUCUCUCUCUCUCUCUCUCUCUCUCUCUAUUCUCUGUCAAACAAACGCCUCUUUUGUAAUCAACCCUUUAUCUCUAUCUAUCUCCUUUACCAGAGAAGAAAGAAGAAGAACAGAAAAAAGAGCUUAAAUUAUAAUCUAUUGAUGUCAAAAGACCAAAUCCGGUUGAAGGUCUUGUGAUUGGAGUAUAUUAUUGUACGUUACAGAUAGUAAAGGGUAUACACUGCUAUAUAUGGAUGAGCUUUCUGGUAAAAGAACUAUUGGAGGGCAUGUCAUUCCUAGAAAGGGAUCCGGUCUUGUCUUGAGAGAUACAACUGAGAACAGGGAUCGAAAUGCUCAAUUCUGCAAUCGACUUGGAUGCAAUGGCAGACUUAACUAUACGAGAGGUUCUCAAAUUGGAAAUUCUGAGAAGCCCAAAUCUUCGAGUGGCAAAGAAAUAAUUGGCAGCUCGGCUAGGACUUGCUCUGUGGUGACAAAAACAAGAAAAUCCUUCCAAGAAUCGAGGAAAAAACUAUCUUCUCAUUUAGAAACAGAUUCAUCAGAAACUAGUAGUGUUGAUGAUGAGUCGAGAGUGUCAGAAAUUAUUCCCUCAUCGGGAAAUAUUCAAAUAGGGCUUCGGUCCAAAUUAAAAUAUGCCGAGUCCCGUGAACAUAGAUUGAUGGAAGUGGGGAGCUCUGGUAUGGCAUCAAAUGGUAGAUCUCCAAGGAUAUUGGGGCAAAAAUCUGUGUUGAGCAGCCAAGACACCCUAUUGGGUUCCUCUAUUCCCUUGGCAUCUAAAAGCGCCCAGGGGGCAAGAAACAAUACUAAUGCAAGUAGAUAUGGUUUGAGAAAUUUAAAAUGCAGUUCAAUAUCUGAUGUUCUUCCUUCAGGUUGUUCAUCAUCAGAACCAAACCUCAGUAGAAGGAAUGGUAUGGUAAAAAAGAGAAAUCCUGAAGGGGAAAGUAGUUCGUCUGCCAGAGGGAAAAAGAUGAUCGGAUCAUCAGCACAAGAGGGGCAUGGUUCCUUUUCUACCAGUGGCAUCUCCAUUUCUGAUUCAAGACGAGCCAGAAAUUGGCCUCCUAGCAGGGAUAAUGGUGUUGUGUCAGUUAGGACUCGGAGGUCAAUAAUUGGCGACACUAGAACCAGGCUUUCUAAUGAAGGAAAUGGGAACAAUGUGUCAUUGAUUGAAUCCUCUGGUAUGAUUCCUCAAAUGCCUCAACCUGAGAUGCAAGUUGGCGUAAAUGUUCCUAGUUCAUUGCUUCAGUUUUCAGUCGAAGCUUCUUCAAGUCAUUCAAAUUUUAAUGGUUGUUCAAGUACUAGUGGUGGCAAUAUGCCAAUUAUGAUGCCAACUGAUCUUGAAGAACAUGGAAUUACCCGUUCUUCAAUGUAUCGUAAUGGCUUGCGGCGAUAUAACAUGGAUGGGAUUGCUGAGGUACUUUUAGCGCUAGAGAGGAUUGAACAAGAUGAAGAAUUAACAUAUGAGCAAUUAGUUGCUCUGGAGACAAAUUUAUUCCUUGGCGACCUUGGCUUCUACGAUCAGCAUAGAGACAUGAGACUGGACAUUGAUAAUAUGUCAUAUGAGGAGUUAUUAGCUCUAGAGGAGAAAAUGGGUACUGUGAGCACAGCACUACCAGAAGAAGCAUUGUCCAAAUGUCUUGAGAGAAGGAUCUAUCAGACUACAUCUCCACGUGAAGGAAUUAUAGGGUGCAACAGAGAUGAAGUUGAUACCAAAUGCAGUAUUUGUCAGGAAGAGUAUGUGGUUGGAGAUGAGGUGGGGAGGUUGGAAUGUGAUCAUGGGUAUCAUAUGGCCUGUAUACACCAAUGGCUGCGGCUGAAGAAUUGGUGCCCAAUCUGCAAGGGUUCGGCAGCACCCUCACAAUCAUCACAAUUCUAAUAGCAAAUAAAAAAAAUUCGUUGUGGUAGUCGUAUCAUUCACUCUGUACAAAUCAUGGGGGACUCUUCAUGUCUCUUUUCUUAUUCUGUUUCUUAUGUACAUAAGAAACCCCUUCCAUCCCAAUUCAACCAAUAAACUCAAGCUCUUCACUCUGUGAUGAUGGGAGCUUCAUACUCCUCUGUAGAACUUUGAAUGAAAGAACUCUCAAAUUUCUACUGUUCAUAUGAAAA
Cornus florida is the source of this 2174-nucleotide messenger RNA. RefSeq names its product probable E3 ubiquitin-protein ligase ZFP1. The record is from RefSeq and is a predicted model, not a curated record. Gene Ontology annotation, molecular function: ubiquitin protein ligase activity. Lineage: Eukaryota; Viridiplantae; Streptophyta; Magnoliopsida; Cornales; Cornaceae. The transcript has 6 exons. Bases 304 to 1944 code for a protein of 546 amino acids.